Messenger RNA from Mytilus trossulus (common blue mussel), 2811 nucleotides. RefSeq lists its product as uncharacterized. The record is from RefSeq and is a predicted model, not a curated record. NCBI's taxonomy places the organism in Eukaryota, Metazoa, Mollusca, Bivalvia, Mytilida, Mytilidae. Bases 14 to 931 code for a protein of 305 amino acids. The transcript is spliced from 7 exons.
CACCUUUUAUCAUAUGGAGGGUAUUAGCACGCAACCCUGUCCAAAAACCUGGUUUACGACAAGAGAUUGGAAAUUUUUGGAAGCACUUUUGAUUUUAUUAUGUAGUAUCCCUUAUACAAGAGGUGCGAAUAAUGCCAGUCCAGGAAAAGUUACAUGGAGUCUUCACACAAACCCAGUAGUCUUCGGGAGUAAUGCUACUCUCUGUUGUAUAAUACACAGUCCUGCUACUAAUCACAUGGCAUGGGUAAGAGAUCCUGGUGCAAAGGUAGUGGCAACGGGUGAUAGCCCAUCAAAUACGAUGAAAUAUUUAGCGUCAGUAGAACCAAAAGGAAAUAUUACUUACUACUUGCUGACAAUCAUUAAUAUUGAUAUGACAGAUGUUAACGUUAACUAUAGAUGUGAAUCGAAUUUUGACUUAUUUGAACAGAAGUUAGAACUGAGAGAAGAAAGUUUUGUCAUGAAACCUUUAAGCAACGAAACUAUUAUGAAUAUAACCAGAGAAAAUGGCAUGAUCACAGUUUCAUUAAAAAUGCGAAACAUGUUCCCCAAACCGGAAUGUUUCUUCUCAUCAAAGAAGGCGAAAAUGAAUGGUAACGUUUCCUUAGAAGAAAAUGGCAAACUUUACAACGUAAAAAUGGGUUUCAGUAUAAGCGACGAUAUGUGUGGCAACGAUAUCACUGCAUAUUGUGCAUUAGGAAAGAAAAUUGUAUUGAUUUACAUAUCUUCAUCUAAUAAUAGCUGGACACGCCAAUGCCCUAAAGAUAGACAUGGAGAUAAUUCUGUCUUUAUAGUAACUGUGGUAAUCAUAAUAACACUGGUAUUUAUUGUUGUACUUAUAUAUUUGGUGGUAAAGAAAUAUUUUGCCAGGACAUUCGGCCAUGCAUUUAAACAGGUUUUAAAUCCGAACAACCAUGCAGUUGUACAUGUAUAAAUGAUAAUUGAAAACAAAUGUAGAUUUGUAUUGAUUUUUUGAACUGGUUAAACAUUUGUAAAUAUAUUAAUUUUCAAGAGCCAUUAACCCGGACUUAAGUUUUGUAGUCAACGGAUUCGAAAUACGCAUUACGCUAUGGUAUGCUCCAAAACUAAUAUGGGAAGUGUUUGGAAACAUUUCGUAAAAAUCAUGAUAAUCCAAUAUUUAUUCCUGAAGAUAAAAUUAGUAAUAUUGUAGAUUGUUUACAUAUCUAGAUUUUGUAUUUAUGUCAAAUGCUUUUUUCUGCUAUUAUAGACGGUUAAAAAGAAAUGCUUUGUAUAAAUUGUUGAAGUUUAAAGAAGAAAGUUGAAUGCAAACCACUUUUUACCCUUACUAAACGGAACUCAUAUAUUAGAUUUUUGUAUUCUUCUAAAUACUGGCUGUGACCAUAAUGACACAGUGUAUCUAUAAAUAUAGGCUUGUCUAUAAUGUUUAAACUCUCAAUCUAAUUAGAUUUGUCAAGUUGAAUGUUUUGACAAAAGGUUGUGUGUUCAGAUUAAGCACAUUGAAUAAUGAAAUAUCUUUAACAUUGAAAUUGUAAUUAUCGAACAUCUUAAUGUUCUCAUAUGUUAGAAGAAUAUCAAGGUGAACUUUUGUGUGACUUAGAAAAAGCUUGUUUUGUAAUUAAGACGUCUAGUCAUAAAAUUGAAAAUUGAGGACGGUCAGUAUCAGGUAAUAGUUUGCCACGAUCGCCUGUGUGAUAUAUGAAGUGUAAAUAAUAUUUUGAAGAAUGUUUUAUCUCCAUUUUAUAAUUUUUUUUUAAAAAUAUAUAGCAAUCAUUACAAUUAUCAAUCAAAUGAAUUGUUAUUGUUUUAUAAGUUUGUUUUGUUGUUUAGUUUUUUUUAUUGUGUUAUAAAUAAUAAAAUUAUUGUUAAUAUUCCUUUCAAAGUAAACGUUGAUUGGUUGAUGCAAUUAUUAUCUGUAUCUGUUUGAAUGUACAUUUUUUUUUAAAUGAAAAGAUACAAUAUAACAAACACAAACAUUUUUAGUAACUAUUUAAUAAGUUAGGUUGGGAUGUUAAAGAUAAGAAAAUUAUAUCAUCUGUUGUAAAUUUAACAGUUUAUUUAUAUAAAUCGGCAAUUACUGAUUUCAUUUCAAAACCAUUACUUUAUAUUUUACAAGAAAUACAUCUGCACUUUUGCAAAUGUAAAAACAAAGACAUUAUGUCGUUUCUUUUUACAUUAAUCGUAUUUGACACUCAUUAUUAAUUUUUUUAUUGGCAAUUUAUACAUUUUUCCUUUGAUCCUACUGCCUAAUACUUUUAAGAUCAUGAACAGGACCAAACAAUGUGAGGGACUGGCGUCAUUUAUUAGUCCAGGAACGUCACAUGCUCUUGUUCAUCCAUGACUACUUUCAUACAAUUUAUCUAUCUCAACAUUUUGAACACGAAAAGUAUUUUUUUUCUAUUUUUGUCAUUUUUCUUCUUAUUCACAACAAAACAAAAUCAUACAGUCAAGCGAAAUGCCGAUGAAAAGAAUAAUGGCAUUUUGUUUUAUCCUGACUUCGUCAGCGAAAUUGCCUGCACUUCAAAAGCGAACUCGCUUGAUAUACUUUCUGAUAAUAAAGUCAGCUCAGAAAGGAAAUGCCAUUAUUAUCUAUGUAUUCACAUUCAUAGCUAAUGUUCUUUGCAAAAAAGCAAUUCAUGUUUUCAAUAGUUGAAUGAGAUUUCACUGUGUCAGCACAUAUAUGAUGAUGAAGGAUUGUCAAUAGUGGUAUUUGUAUAUAAUGGUUUUUUUUUAAACUAAUGUCAUUUUUAGGUCAAUAAAAGUUCAGGCUUAUAACCUAUGUGUAUUGGUUGUAAACUCUAUGAAACAGUUAUAUUCUAUUUAAUAUAUAUUUGA